Molecule: messenger RNA, 911 nt
Organism: Columba livia (rock pigeon)
Lineage: Eukaryota; Metazoa; Chordata; Aves; Columbiformes; Columbidae
Gene: CZIB
Product: CXXC motif containing zinc binding protein
Exons: 8
Coding region: 262-744 (160 amino acids)
Molecular function (GO): zinc ion binding
Source: RefSeq, a predicted model, not a curated record
AUCUUGGUCGAGGGCAGCUUCGGCUUCCGUGUCGGCUUCAGCGCGGCUGAGAGCACCGGGCGGCGGCCGCCAGCUUGGCUGAGGGCACAGCGCACCGCCGUGGAGGUGGAAAAAAAAACAACGAACAAAGCCAAAACCAACACAACAACCCACCACUAAAAACACGCAGGAGGGGCUUGAAACCCGCUGCUGCUCGCUCGAGGGGCGGGACGGGGUGGAGUGGCCCCGGCAGCGCGGCGGCCGCGGGCAGGCUGUGCGGCCAUGGGGAGGAUCGGGCUGCAGCUGCGCGCCACGCUGGAGAACAUCACCCGGCUGCGGGCCGAGGGGGAGGAUUUCCGCUGGUACCUCAAGCUGAAAUGUGGGAACUGUGGUGAAGUUUCUGAAAAAUGGCAGUAUCUGCGAUUGAUGGACAGUGCUCCCCUGAAAGGAGGCAGAGGGAGUGCCACCAUGGUGCAGAAGUGCAAGUUGUGCUCCAGGGAGAGCUCCAUUGAUAUUUUAAGUCAGACAAUCAAGCCUUACAAUGCCGAAGACAGCGAGAAAUUCAAAACAAUAGUGGAGUUUGAAUGCCGAGGUCUGGAACCAGUCGACUUUCAACCACAGGCAGGCUUUGCUGCUGAAGGUGCAGAAUCUGGCACACCUUUCAAUGACAUAAACUUGUUAGAAAAGGAUUGGAAUGACUAUGAUGAAAAAACAAAGGAAUCUGUUGGAAUCUAUGAAGUUACCCAUAAAUUUGUAAAAUGCUAAGUUCAUACCCCUAAUAAAUCUUUACAUGCUUAUUGACGGAGGAGCUGUAACCAUCAGAGAUGCAGUUUCGUCUGAGUUACUUUUCACAUGGCUGUACUUCAGAAAUGGAAACCUAAGUUGUACUUACUGUCCCCAAGAAGUCCUAAUAAAAUAUUUCCCACAGAGCA